Scylla paramamosain (green mud crab) is the source of this 3006-nucleotide messenger RNA. RefSeq lists its product as uncharacterized. The transcript is spliced from 11 exons. The record is from RefSeq and is a predicted model, not a curated record. NCBI's taxonomy places the organism in Eukaryota, Metazoa, Arthropoda, Malacostraca, Decapoda, Portunidae. The coding region runs from base 185 to 844 and encodes 219 amino acids.
AUUCAAUCGAAGACGUUUGGAGAACGUCAAACUUUUCUUUGCCAGAGAGAGAAUGAGAGGACGGGGACAAGAAUGUACAGCAAGAACUUGCAGAACUCGGACAGAAGUGAAUUACUGGAUCUGAACACCUGAUUAGGUAAAGAAGCACAGCUGCACAAGCAAAGAAGAAACACUACUACCAUGAAUGCCCAAGACUUGUAUGACAAUGUGCUGCAGGGAAGAGAGUCCCAAGAGUGACACCACCAUUGAUGAGAAACCCGAGGACAACCUCUGGCUACAACUGGGCUUUACUGUGGACUCUGAGACAGGUGAGCAUUUACUGUCUCCUGAGAAAAACAUCAGCAGAGGAGACGUGACCCUUGACUCUGUGUCUCCUCUCAACUCUCCGUCCUUCACCCUCAAUGGGAUGGUACCAGACUUCAAUCUUGACUUCAACCUUGAUGAAGCCUUGAAAUUUGUUGGACUGAACUGUUCUGAGACUGGGGAAACUGUCUGGAAGCCCUCAGAGCCUGAACCCACCUCUGACAAUAAGGAAAGCCCUGGUAAGGAGGAGGAGGACAGCUUAGACACCUUGAACGACACCCUGGACGAUAUGAUCCAGGCCUCCCAGCUUCAUCCUCAACACCUGCGCUCACUACAGGGUACUGCUCGGGCUGCAUCCCACUCGACGAAUCAAAAUAUUUUACAGGAGAAAUCUUUCUUGAGAACCCAGCUAAUCAUCUAUGUGGACUCUGAAAAUGAUCAUAGUGAGAGAGCAGAGCACUUCAGAAUAUGGGCCAUGGUUUUACACAUGCAUCACUACCCACUGCAUGCUCCAGCAGCAGCAGCAGCAGCAGACAGCUAAAUGCUACACCACCCAUCAAGAGGAUGAAGAUUGCAGCCACAUCAGAGAGGCUGGCUGUGAAUUUAGUCUUCCUGCCACACGUUGAAGUUCCUGCUGAUAGCCAAUUGGUCCUCACCUUGUUCAUCAGGCUUGACUCUUGCAUCUUCUGAAGGCUGUAGGAAGAGUAAGUAAGCCCAAUAGCAUUGCCUCCUGUGAUGUAUUGGACUGGCAGUUCCUUGAUUCUGGAGGAGUCUGCAAUAGGAAGACCACAAAUGUAGUAGUUGGUUGUGACAUCCAUACCUAUGAACAUGUAUUUACCUGCCAGAAUGCUUAAUUAUGUAAGGGACUCCCCAGAUUGUGGAGAUCCCAACAUUGUGGAAGCCCGUGGCCCCUGGGCAGCUGCCCUCUUUGCCCACUCCUAAAUCAAGGGCCCUGCACAAAUUUCUCUCUCUCUCUCUCUCUCUCUCUCUCUCUCUCUCUCUCUCUGUCUGUCUGUCUGUCUGUCUGUCUGUCUGUCUGUCUGUCUGUCUGUCUGUCUGUCUGUCUGUCUGUCUGUCUGUCUGUCUCUCUCUCUCCUCUGUCUGUCUGUCUGUCUGUCUGUCUGUCUGUCUGUCUGUCUGUCUGUCUGUCUGUCUGUCUGUCUGUCUGUCUGUCUGUCUGUCUGUCUGUCUGUCUGUCUGUCUGUCUGUCUGUCUGUCUGUCUGUCUGUCUGUCUGUCUGUCUGUCUGUCUGUCUGUCUGUCUCUCUCUCUCUCUCUCUCUCUCUCUCUCUCUCUCUCUCUCUCUCUCUCUCUCUCUCUCUCUCUCUCUCUCUCUCUCUCUCUCUCUCUCUCUCUCUCUCUCUCUCUCUCUCUCUCUCUCUCUCUCUCUCUCUCUGUCUGUCUGUCUGUCUGUCUGUCUGUCUGUCUGUCUGUCUGUCUGUCUGUCUGUCUGUCUGUCUGUCUGUCUGUCUGUCUGUCUGUCUGUCUGUCUGUCUGUCUGUCUGUCUGUCUCUCUCUCUCUCUCUCUCUCUCUCUCUCUCUCUCUCUCUCUCUCUCUCUCUCUCUCUCUGUCUGUCUGUCUGUCUGUCUGUCUGUCUGUCUGUCUGUCUGUCUGUCUGCCUGCCUGCCUGCCUGCCUGCCUGCCUGCCUGCCUGCCUGCCUGCCUGCCUGCCUGCCUGCCUGCCUGCCUCUCUCUCUCUCUCUCUCUCUCUCUCUCUCUCUCUCUCUCUCUCUCUCUCUCUCUCUCUCUCUCUCUCUCUCUCUCUCUGAAGUGUGGAUGGUAUAUCAGCACAGGGAGCAAAAAACCAAGGAGCCACUGAGGCUGUCACUUUGAAGAGGUCAUUGUUGUUGCAUCCAGCAUCCCAGCCUGACUGCCUAGACAGCUCCUGCAGGUUGCUGAAGGGCAGAGUCACAGACUGCUCCACUGCCAGGUGUGAGACCAGUGUGGCAGAGUAUGAUGUGUACACAAUGAGGGACACACCACAGCCAACCCUGUAGGUGACCCAUGCUGCACUGCUGAUUGGGUCCUCACCUUGCUGUAGGAGACCUGAUAACAUGUACCAGCCAUUUUACCAAACACUAAACACUACCACCAUUGAACUGACCAGUCCCACACCCCAACAGGUCCUCACUUUGCUGUAGGAGAGCUGACAACACGUACCAGCCAGCAACUCCCAUGCUGACGGGCUUCUCCCCCAUGGGUAUGUAGCACCUCUGGAGUUGGUCAGCAAAGAAGAGGAUGCUAGCCAAACCUAUCAUGUUAGUCAGGAUGCACCAGUACAGAGCUGUGUCCAUUGGGGUUGUGUAGGCUAGUAGCAUCUUGUCAAGGUCCUCAUAGGUGGCCACAAACAGUUUAUGGCUAUAAGAGGAGGACUUGCCUUGUGAACAUCACAUUGGGGAAGCCCACCCCAGCAGCCCAGCCUCCCCUGACAGCUAUCAUCAUCUGCUGCCUUGCCUGGGAGGACCAUAGACACAGCUUGUCUCUGAUGUCUUCCCCACAAUGCCUUGUCUUUGUUGGCUUCAGUGCAAUUUGUUUGUCUUCAGUUUAAAUAGUAUUGUAUAUACUAUCUUGUCUUCACCAUCUUGAAAUGUGAAGGAUGUUCUUGACAAACAAACAAGGUAGUAUUGUAUAAUUAUUACUUUAAAUAUUGUCUUAAAUUAUCUUGAAAUUUGUAAAAAAAAAAAUGUGUAAAAAGAAAGCAAA